Molecule: messenger RNA, 2175 nt
Organism: Coffea eugenioides
Lineage: Eukaryota; Viridiplantae; Streptophyta; Magnoliopsida; Gentianales; Rubiaceae
Product: cytochrome P450 81E8-like
Exons: 2
Coding region: 568-2046 (492 amino acids)
Molecular function (GO): iron ion binding; monooxygenase activity; heme binding
Source: RefSeq, a predicted model, not a curated record
CCUCUCCCUUCUACUAACAAAUCCUUCUCAAGGAAAACAUUUCUCUUCUUUCAAAUCACACAUAUUCUAUGUAUCUUAUGCUAACACACCACCCUUAGAGAUGAAAAAAGAGAGAAAAUGCAUGACCAGAAAAAAAAAAUGAAAGGAAAAGAAACACAGGGACAUCUGUUAAACUUUCACUAUAUACGCUUCUUUUGAUGCUGGAUUCUUGCAUUACUGGCUUCUAACUAGUCCAUUAGCUGUUGCAGGUUGUCUUUGCUUCAAAUUUUGCUUCAAACCCCUAUAGUAUCCGCUGGGUUCAGUGCAGACCCCUUCUUCCUGGGGUCAAACUUCACGAAGAGUAACGAUCAUCCCCAAGUCGACACAUCAUAAGACUUGCAAUCUCCGUCAAACUUUGCUGAAGAAGGAGGUAGAAAUGAAGAAAAUUCUUCGAAAUAGAUAAGUCCUGUUCUGAUUUGCAAUCUCCAAGGUAGUCAAGUGUAUGGUCAGUAGUAUAUAUUACAUACAGAGAGCGAUUAGAAAUCCUAUACAUAACAUUAUCUUUAGAGCUUAAGAAUAGAAUUGAGGAUGGAAGUUGUCUGGGUAUACACAGUAAUUUCAUCUUUUCUCAUUUUUCUUAGUUUAAGCUUUCUUUCAAAGCGGUUCCGAAACCUCCCACCAAGCCCAGUACCAGCUCUUCCAAUAAUAGGCCAUCUCCGCCUCCUGAAACCGCCUCUCCAUAGAACCUUCUACAGCCUCUCCCAGAAAUAUGGCCCCGUAAUUUCCCUCCAGUUCGGGAGCCGCCUAGUAGUGGUGGUAUCAUCUCCUUCGGCAGUGGAGGAAUGCUUCACCAAGAACGAUGUGAUCCUCGCCAACCGGCCUCGCUUUGUCAUAGGAAAAUAUUUUGGUUACAACCACACCAACAUGGUCGGUUCCCCGUAUGGUGACCAUUGGCGGAAUCUUCGCCGUCUGGGUUCGGUGGAAAUAUUUUCGGCCAGUCGUUUGAAUAUGUUCUUGUCCGUCAGGAAAGAUGAGAUCAGACGGUUGCUUCUGAAACUGGCUCAAAACACCCGCCAUGAUUUUGCUAAGGUCGAAAUGCAAUCCAGAUUAUCUGAGCUUUCUUUGAACAUUAUUAUGAGGAUGGUGGCCGGAAAGAGAUAUUUCGGCGAGGAAGACGACAACGACGAAGCAAGGCAGUUUCGUGGGCUCAUUAAACAGGUGUUUAAACAUAGUGGUUUAGCAAACCCGGGAGAUUUCCUACCGCUGUUAAGGUGGAUCGAUUAUGGAAGCUUUGAGAAGAGCUUGACGAAGCUUUUCACCAAAUUCGACGCGUUCUUGGAAGGCCUACUUGAAGAGCAUCGCCGUAACAAGAAUAGUAAUACAAUGAUUGAUCAUCUGCUUUCUUUGCAGGAAUCGCAGCCAGAAUACUACACAGACCAAAUCAUCAAAGGGAUUAUAGUGGUCAUGCUGACGGCUGGAACAGACACUUCAGCAGUGACUUUAGAAUGGGCCUUGUCUCUCCUGCUCAACCAUCCCGAGGUGCUAGAGAAAGCUCGAGCUGAAUUGGAUGCUCAAGUAGGGACUGAUCGAUUGGUCGAGGAACAUGAUCUAUCCAAUCUUCCCUAUCUUCACAACAUCAUUUCAGAAACACUUCGAUUGUACCCAGCAGCGCCACUGUUAGUGCCACACGAGUCGUCUGAUGACUGUAAAAUUGGAGGAUACAAUAUUCCGCGAGGCACAAUCUUGCUAGUUAGUGCAUGGGCUGUUCACAGGGACCCAAACGUUUGGGAUGAUCCGACAAGCUUCAAGCCCGAGAGAUUUGAAGGCUUGCAAGUUGAGCCAUCGAAGCUGAUUCCAUUUGGGAUGGGAAGGAGAUCUUGUCCUGGUUCUGGCCUAGCACAGCGGGUUGUUGGUUUGGCCUUGGGAUCUCUAAUUCAGUGUUUUGAUUGGCAAAGAAUUGGUGAGGAGGAGAUUGAUAUGGCUGAAGGGACGGGAGUGUCCAUGCCAAAAGCCAAGCCACUAGAAGCCUUAUGCAAAGCACGUCACGUGGUUAACAGGAUUGUUUAAUCAACGAUUACUUUCUGUUGUUUGAUAGUAGUUUAUGCAUGUUUUCUGUAAGUAAAUAAAUGUGUAUUGUUGAAUUCAGGAAUAAAAGUUAACUUGUCUGAGAAGGUUACUCAGAAGUUUUGACAUAAA